Molecule: messenger RNA, 5345 nt
Organism: Astyanax mexicanus (Mexican tetra)
Lineage: Eukaryota; Metazoa; Chordata; Actinopteri; Characiformes; Acestrorhamphidae
Gene: kank1a
Product: KN motif and ankyrin repeat domains 1a
Exons: 13
Coding region: 434-4399 (1321 amino acids)
Biological process (GO): negative regulation of actin filament polymerization
Cellular component (GO): cytoskeleton; cytoplasm
Molecular function (GO): protein binding
Source: RefSeq, a predicted model, not a curated record
AGGAGCUGAAGUGCAGGAACAGGAGGCACUGCAGCUGAACAGAGGGCAGAACAGAGAGAGAGAGAGAGGGAGAGAGACAUAAACAUCCAAAUACAGGUUUUAAACGUGGUUGAACACAGUCUCGCGGUAAGGAGAGUCUGGCUGUAGGUCUGUGCAGUGAACACGUGACUAAACACAAACACCUGGUGAGGGAAACCUGCGAAACCCGAGCCUGGAACUUCAUGACAGAGCGCUGCGGACCAGCACGAGCGGAGGAAGCUGUCAGCCCAUGAAGAGUCUCUUGUCCACACUGUUCUUUGGCAGAGCUGGAUUUCUGAAAGCUGUGGGCAUACACCUCUCAACAGCAGGUUGCAUGGUAAGCUGGAGUUGAUGCAUGGCAUUUGCAUGACCCCAUUCAGUGACUGUGUGGGGUUGAGAGUGACCUGCUGCAGCCAUGGCCCAAACCAUGCAGCUUAAUGGCAACACUACAGAGAAAGAUGAAGAGGACAAGGAAUCUGUGGCCCCCUAUUAUUUGGAAACCCCAUAUGGUUAUCAGCUAGACCUGGACUUCCUGAAGUAUGUGGAUGACAUAGAAAGAGGAAACACCAUCAAGAAGCUGAACAUUCAGAGGAAACCCAAAGUGCCCAGAUGUGUGCCUUCUUCUCAGAGCGGAGGUCAGGCGGAGUGGACGUCUACUGACUCCUUGUCCUCCUCCAACAGUGAUGAAAGCAAACAGUCGCCGGUGUAUUUUACAACUCGGAGUCAGCUAGCCUCCCUGAGCCAUAUUGGCCAAGUCCAUGAGCCUCCUCAGGCCUUUGUGAACGUUCUUGAGGCCAAGCAGCAACAGCUGCUGCCGCCACCCUCACCCCGCCUGCCUCGCCAUAACCCCCAGGUGGAGAAAACACUGAUGGAGACACGCAGGCGACUGGAGCAGGAGCGGCUACUCAUGCAGCCACCAGCGAGCGAGCCGCCCCGGAGGCGCCUGGCCAGCUUUGGGGGAAUGGGCUCCAGCAGCUCCCUGUCAUCUUACGGGGGUUCCUAUGGGCCAAGCCAGAUCUUGCCCAGUUCGAAUAGUCUGCAGCAUAAUGGACAUCUGGCUAAUGGUGAAUACAACCUCUAUUUAGCCUCCUCCAUGGGGAGCUCCAUACGUCACAGCCCACUCAGCUCGGGCAUGACGACGCCAGUCACCAACAUUAGCCCCUUGCACCUUCAGAACAUCAGAGAUCAGAUGAUGGUAGCUCUCAAACGACUAAAAGAGCUUGAAGAGCAGGUGAAGACCAUCCCGAUUCUUCAAGUCAAGAUCUCAGUUUUGCAGGAAGAAAAGAGGCAGUUGGUGUCACAGUUGAAGAACCCAAAACUUGCUGGGCAGGGCCCACUUGGGGGCUUUCGGAAGCGUUCAUACAGUGUGGGCAGUGCUGACCAGUAUGAGCCAGUGGCACAACUCAAGUCAGGCUCAGAGUUGCACAUCGAUGAGCCGGAGAAUGUGGAACAGAGUUCCCAAAGGCUACAAGAGUUUCGGCAACUGACGGCUGAGGUACAAGCGUUGGAGAAGAAGAUCCAGGACAGCAAUGAGGAACCAGAGCGUGGCUUAAACCAAAUGCAGCACAAUACAAACCAAAAUUCUUUGCAGAGGCAGUGGAACCGUGAAAGCAAAUCCAUUGGUGUAGGUGCGGAUGAGAACAUGAACGAUGUGGUGAUCUACCGGAGGUUACCAGGACGGAAUAAGGAUGUUUGUAUAGGGACUGAAAACAAGACCAGGAGCACUGGAGUUGGGGUGACUGAGGCCAUGCUGGGCAUGACCACUGAGGCUGAGGCUGAAAUCGAGUUGCAGCACCAGACUAUCGAAUCCCUUAAAGAGAAGAUUUACAGACUGGAGGUGCAGCUCAAGGAGACCACCCAUGAGAUGGAAAUGGGCAAGCUCAAGCUGGAACUCCAGGUGGCUGGCUCCAGAAAGAAAGUGGAUAAGGGUUCAAUGGCCAGGCCUGAGAUGUACAGCACUUCAGUGGAAGCCAAGGUCUCCACGCAAAGUCAAGGGGUCGGGAACCAUGCUGAAUUUAGUGACAACAGCACUGGCCAUGUUUCGCAAACACAAACUGUUGGUGUCUCAUGUAGACCGGAUUUGAGGAACGUCGCUGUGGGUCCAGAGUUGCCAAUGGAGAGGUGGAUUGUGCAAGAACGUGUGGAAGUGCAAGAUCAGUGUGUCGGAAAACAGGUUAUAUUGUGCCACCAGAAGGUCGGAGUGGAACUAAGUACGUGCGAAAUGGGAGUCAACACAGAGUUGACUGUGGAAAAUUUAGGACUUUGCAAGACAGAGCCUGAACAGGCCAAGGAGUACAGGUCUAUUGGAUGUGGAGAUUGUUCAGUGGAUGUAUUGGUUAGUCCUAUAAAGGAGCUGUUUUCGCAGGGCACAGCAACUGACCUGGUGAGAAAAUUGGACUCUGCUGUAAUGGUUUCGCCCACAAUGCACUGUCAGCAUACAAACACAGAAGUGAAGACUUCCGUAGGUAGGUGUACCAACACUGAGAGUGUAAUCCUCAUCGAUUCCUGCACCAACACUCAAUCAAACUCAAAAGACAAGCAGACCAGCACUGUACCAUUGGAGACUCGCACAGUUGCUAUCGGCGAAGGUCUUGUAAAAGAUAUCCAGGCCACAGUGAAGACCCGCUCCAUCGCAGUGGGCACCACAGCAUCGGAAGACACUACUGAGAAGCUGGCCUCUUCCAAAACCAAAGAGAGUGGGGUUGGGCAUGCUAGUGUACAUGAGAACUUUUUAGUUGGUCUCAAGACACGGAACAUAGCGUGUGGCCCCUCUCAACCCUGCAACCAAGCUAGUGAAAAGAGUACAACAGUGGAACGGAUGGUAACACCAGAGAAGAGUCUGCAGUUGCAGGCCAGUGCUGGAUGUGGGGUAAGCUUGGACCACUACAUCGAGAAAGUACAGAAGCUCCUACAGGAGCAGCAGAUGUUGCUGGCUGAGAAUUACAGCGAGCUGGCAGAUGCUUUUGGUCCACCUCAACAGUCACAGUUUAGCAACAUAAACAGCGAACUGGUGACCACCCUAUCGUCCAUCAACUCGGUGAUGAAGUAUGGCAGCAUUGAGGAUCUUCAUGCCUUGGACCUGCACAAGCUACAAACAGACUCUGGAAAUGUGCGAACAGAUACACAGAUUGCAAGCUCCCAGUCGGUCGGUGUGAGAACAGAAGUCACUCGCACAGAGAAAGUGUGUGUUGAGGACCCCGUGACCCACGAGCAGAGCGCUGCCGCACAGAAGAGCCGCAUGGACCAGCAGAUGUCCACUGCUCUUCAUGGUGGUCAGAGCACCUUGAAAUCCAUUAUGAAGAAGAAAGAUGGCCGCCAGGGAACUAAUGGCACCAAAAAGAACCUACAGUUUGUUGGUGUAAAUGGAGGGUAUGAGACAACGUCAAGUGAUGACUCCAGCUCUGAGGAGAGCAGCUCUGACGAAGGCUCUGAAGAAGACGAGGAGGAACAGGAGAGGGUGGGAGAUGUGAAGGAGAAGAGGAAAGAGGAGUUUAAUAACGAAGGCGCAGUGGAUGUGGAGAGGGACGUGGAAGAUAUGGGUCAGGACAAGCAGGAGACGAGAGAGAGGUACGAGUUAAGUGAAAAGAUGCUUGCUGCAUGCAUCGUUGUGAAAGCCCACCUGAAUGACCCCAAGAGUUCAUCUAGCAAAGAAGUGAGGAUGUGCAUGAACACAGUGCAGCAUGAGUGGUUCCGUGUGUCCAGUCAGAAGACAGCAGUGGCGACCAUGGUGGAGGAUUACCUGAACGCUUUCCGGAACAUAUCACCUGCCCUGCUGAAGCACGUGGUUAACCUGGCUGACGGCAAUGGCAACACCGCCCUCCACUACAGCGUUUCUCAUUCUAACUUCCAUAUUGUCAAGAAACUUUUGGAUGCAAAUGUCUGCAACGUCAAUCAGCAGAACAAGGCCGGCUACACUCCCAUCAUGCUGGCCGCGCUAGCUGCAGUGGAGGCUCCUAAAGACAUGCGGGUGGUGGAGGAACUCUUCAGCAAAGGGGACGUCAACUCAAAAGCCAGCCAGGCUGGCCAGACGGGGCUGAUGCUGGCGGUCAGCCACGGCCGGAUGGACAUGGUAAAGGCCCUGCUGGCCUGUGGUGCCGAUGUGAACAUCCAGGAUGAUGAAGGCUCCACGGCGCUCAUGUGUGCCAGCGAGCACGGCCAUGUGGAGAUCGUCAAGCUGCUGCUGGCCCAGCCAGGCUGCGAUGCCACACUAAGUGACAAUGAUGAAAGUACUGCGUUGUCUAUUGCUCUGGAAGCUGGACACAAAGACAUCGCAGUGUUGCUGUAUGCUCAUGUUAACUUCUCCAAAGCCCAAUCACCAGGAACGCCUCGGCUUGGCAGGAAGACAUCCCCCAGUCCCACCAGACGAGGCAUGUUUGAUUAAAGAAGCCGAAGCCCCUGUGCCUCCCACAACCUUUCACUGCUGCUAUUCCUUAUGGUUCAUUCGUGCCUAGCUUUCUAUUCUGCAAUCCACAAAACCCCAGCAAAGGACUUGGAACACAUGCCUUUCAUGUUCAGCACUUUUUCCUGACUUCAGUCUCACACUCAUGACUUCCGUUCUGGUUCAGGAUUUCUGGUUCAGUUAGGGGCGAGAUGCAGAAUAGGUGUCUUUUUUUGGUGUUUGUUUUGUUUCUUUUUGUGCCUGAAGUCACCAGCAUUUUUUUUUUGCAAAUAAAAAACCCUGCAACAGCAACAGUGCACCCACAUUUCAACUGGAAUUUUAACAGACUUUAGCAGACUAAUGUAGAUUAUAAUAUAUACCCAUGUUCUCUUUUUGCCAUCGAGUUGUCCAAACUUCUCAAAGUUUUGUGUUUUAAAAUCACAAAUGAAACAAAUUCCAAGAUAUGGCCAAUGUUGCCUGAACUGAAGCUUUAUAUAUAUAUUUUAAUAUUUUAAUCCUAUGUAUAUAUAUACUCGGCUUUUGCAACCUAGAGGGUGUAAAUCAGUUCCAGUAGACAUAUACAAUGGGAAUGAAAGGUUGAAUUACAGAUUUUGGACGUUAUUAUAAGCGGUAUAUAUAUAAAUAUAUAUCUAGAUUGGAUAUGGUCCUUACUUUUAUACAUGCCAUUUUUAUUUAAUCACAGUAUUUUGGAUAUUUACUAUUACUAUUCCUAACAGAACACAGAAGUUAAAUAUUUAUCGGGUCAAAGUUUUUAUUACAGAUAAUUGUAUUUUCGUUAUAUGUAAAUGUUUACAGUACAUGGAUAUGGUAGAUCUGAAUACCCUUCAUUUGGUAAAUAAACUUCUAUCAUUUAUCCAUUAUGUGGUUCUUUUCUCAGAAAUCCACUUUCAAAAUUCCGACUUUCCAGUUAAUAAACUACUAAAAAUGA